GUGGUCUUGUGAUUUCAUCUGAACGCAUCAACAUGAAAUUCUUCCUUGCUCUUGCCUUCGUGGCUGUAGCCUCCGCUGCUUCCCUCUCCAGCGAAAAGGACGCCCCAAUCAUUAGUCAGUCCUCUGACAUUAGCCCAGACGGCUCUUACCAAUCUCAAUACGAAACCGGAAACGGAAUCGCCGCCCAAGAAUCCGGUGUAUUGAAAGCCGUUGGACAAGAACAAGCCGAAGAAGUACAAGGAUCCGUAAAAUACACCGCCCCUGACGGCACCCCAAUCCAACUGACCUACGUAGCUAACGAGAACGGAUACCAACCACAAGGUGCCCAUCUUCCAGUUGCCCCAGCCCCAGAACCAAUCCCAGCUGCCAUCGCCCGUGCUUUGGACUGGAUCGCCGCUCACCCACAAAAGGAAGAGCCUCUCAGGAAAUUCUAAACUUUGUUAAAAUGCUGUGUUAUAUUUUUAUAUUAAAAAUAUAUAGGUUAAGUCUCAAACACUAAAUAAGAA
This is a messenger RNA of Aethina tumida (small hive beetle), 506 nucleotides long. Its product is annotated as larval cuticle protein LCP-17-like. The transcript has 2 exons. The record is from RefSeq and is a predicted model, not a curated record. Gene Ontology annotation, cellular component: chitin-based extracellular matrix. The coding region runs from base 33 to 434 and encodes 133 amino acids. NCBI's taxonomy places the organism in Eukaryota, Metazoa, Arthropoda, Insecta, Coleoptera, Nitidulidae. Gene Ontology annotation, molecular function: structural constituent of chitin-based larval cuticle.